UGACCGGAAUAGCCGUUGUCUUUCACCACCAUCCACAGUUGACUGGCCAAGUUUUUCAGUUAUGGGUGUGGAAGUAGAAGUUGUUUCGCCGGGUGAUGGGCAGACAUAUCCCAAAUACGGGCAGACUGUUGUUGUUCAUUAUACGGGUACUUUACAGAAUGGUAUGAAGUUCGAUUCAUCCAGAGACAGAGGAGUACCAUUCAAAUUUCGUAUAGGAAAGGGGGAAGUCAUAAAAGGAUGGGAUGUAGGGGUUUGCCAGAUGUGUGUUGGUCAGCGCGCUCGCCUUGUGUGUACGUCUGAUUUUGCAUACGGACCUCGUGGACAUCCUGGAAUUAUUCCACCUGAUGAAUGUGUGAUCCAUAACAGGAAUGGUUAUUCAGGAAAUUAA
Zootermopsis nevadensis is the source of this 388-nucleotide messenger RNA. The record is from RefSeq and is a predicted model, not a curated record. NCBI's taxonomy places the organism in Eukaryota, Metazoa, Arthropoda, Insecta, Blattodea, Termopsidae.